CUAGCUAGUGCUUCCUGUUUUCGGCUUCCGUCCUCUCAGCUUCCACCGAGCACCUCCACCUGCCAGAGCUGAGCCUCUGAGGCCCUUCCUGGCCUCAAGUCGGCCCUCAGUUCUUCACCCCAAUGAGAGGAGUGCUGGGUGCGGGUCUCUUAAGAGCUGAGGGUUGAGGUCACUGAACCAAUAAACACACUUGUGACUUCUGCCCCUGAAAACACCUGCACGUCAAUGCAGAGCCAAGAUGGGGAAUGGAACAGAGGAAGAUUAUAACUUCGUCUUCAAGGGCCCCGUGUUUGAUCCUUCUGUGGGUCCCUAGUCCCACAUGAAUACCUCCUUGAAUGCAAGUGGUGCUGAUCGGUGAGUCAGGUGUGGGCAAGACCAAUCUGCUGUCCCGGUUCACUCGCAAUGAGUUCAGUCAUGACAGCCGUACCACCAUCGGUGUUGAGUUCUCCACUCGAACUGUUCUCCUGGGCACCGCUGCUGUCAAGGCACAGAUCUGGGACACAGCUGGCCUGGAGCGCUACCGAGCCAUCACCUCUGCGUACUAUCGAGGGGCAGUAGGAGCACUUCUGGUAUUUGACCUAACCAAGCACCAGACCUACACUGUAGUGGAACGCUGGCUGAAGGAGCUCUACGACCACGCUGAAGCCACCAUUGUUGUCAUGCUUGUAGGGAACAAGAGUGACCUCAGCCAGGCCCGAGAGGUACCCACUGAGGAAGCCCGCAUGUUUGCUGAAAACAAUGGCCUGCUAUUCCUGGAGACCUCAGCUCUGGACUCUACCAAUGUUGAGCUGGCCUUUGAGACAGUCCUCAAAGAGAUCUUUGCAAAGGUGUCCAAGCAGAGGCAGAACAGCACCCGGACCAAUGCCAUUGCCCUAGGCAGUGCCCAGGCUGGGCAGGAGCCUGGUCCUGGAGAGAAGAGGGCCUGUUGCAUCAACCUCUGAUCUCAGCCAUGGCCAGCCUGAGCCUCAUUCCCAGGCUUCUGGUGCUCCACCCCCACCCCUCCUGUGGGACUUUUGAUUCCCUAUUCACAGGCACCCAGGGUAGUCAUACCCCAUCUCUUUUUUUUUCUGUCUACCCCCACCCCUUCAAAUAAAGCUGUUUUGUAUCAAUGCCUGGCCA
This is a messenger RNA of Nannospalax galili (Upper Galilee mountains blind mole rat), 1119 nucleotides long. It is a transcript of the gene Rab25, whose product is annotated as RAB25, member RAS oncogene family. The transcript has 6 exons. Gene Ontology annotation, molecular function: GTPase activity; GTP binding. Gene Ontology annotation, biological process: exocytosis. Lineage: Eukaryota; Metazoa; Chordata; Mammalia; Rodentia; Spalacidae. The coding region runs from base 336 to 941 and encodes 201 amino acids. Gene Ontology annotation, cellular component: recycling endosome. The record is from RefSeq and is a predicted model, not a curated record.